AUCAGAACUUUAGGACUACCAGCAAAAUGUACAAAAAGCCUGGAAAUUUAGGCAGGAUACCUUCCUCACAAUAUGGACUCUGAAUCUUUGGACAGCUGCAUCCAAAGCACACUCGCGGCACUCUACCCGCCAUUCGAGGCCACCGGUGGCACUGUGCUUUGCCAGGUGCUGGAUGUGGUAGAGUCGUCGUAUCGUGGGGACGGCCUGCACUACCUCAUCGAUUUCCUGGUUCCUGCCAAGCGUAUCCUCCAGAGCAUCCAACAGGAUGCAUGUUUCCCAUAUGGUGGAUUCUUGUUCCGUCACGAGGGCUGGCCACUGUGUGUCCGUGAGAAGAUCAUAAUUCAGUUGUCCUCUCUGGACAAGCGUGUCCUGCAGCCUGGUGACUUUUAUCUGCAGGUUGCAGCAUCAGCCAAAAGCCCACCACGCAUCACUCUCAAGUGUCUGUCACAGAACGGGCAGUAUGUGGAGGACUUGGAGAUCCCUGAGCUAGCCUACACCUCACUUUUCAGCAUGGACUGGCUGGACUCCAUCAACCGGGAGAGAAACGGAGAUGGCCAAGCCACCCUGGAGCACUGCCUGCUUUCAGCUGAUAAUGAUAUUUACAGGGUACCUUGGGAGGAUGUUGUGCACCCUGAGUUUGUCAGCAGACCCCCAAAUGCAACCAAGCUGGUGUUGGCAAAUGGUAGCCAGAAUGACUUUGGAGAGGAAAAGGGGCAGGAAGACAACCGUAAUUCUUUGUCAGAGCAAGUGCUUUUGAUUGACACUUCCAUAGGCCAGUCAGCAAAGACAGAGGACCAGUGUGAAGGAGUUAAAUUCCACUCUGCUAUGGAAAAGGACAGUAAGGAGAGCAGCGGGAGAAGCAGCGCAGCUGAUGAAUCGGAAGGUGAAUACGUAGAGCUGGAGGACAUCACGUACCCUCGCUUUUCCCCACAGAAGGGGUCUUUGACUCAGUCUAUAAGCACGAACUUCAGAAAUCUCCACAAACCAUGGACUACAGGGCCUGCGCAGCCAAACAAUAAUGCCAUACUAAGCACUGUGAAAAAUGGUGCUUGCCCCCAAAGCAUUGUGUGCGCUAUGCUGAUCGAAGAGAACCUGAGCGAGCCAUAUCACAACCAGCGGCAGGAGAAAGGUGACACCGAUCCAGCCUCUCAUAAAGGUACACUUCAAUCUGACUGUUUGCUUGAGCAUGUGCCUGAGAACGAGUGUGUGCUUAAGCACUCAGACUGCAACAAUACAGCACUUAAUGACUUAAAUACUGACAUCAUGCAUCCAGACACUGAAGCUAAAAAUGAGGUUCAUCACUGUCCAGAAACUCAUUGCUUUGAACCAGACUGUACCAACCAGGUCUUAUCAGACUCCGAUCAGACUUCAGCAAAGAGUUAUACUACAGAAAAUAGCAGGGAUAUACGAGAAGUUGAGUGUUGUUUUCAAACGGGCAAUAAGGUUACUGUUCAUAUUACUGUGCAGGACACUACUGUACCAAAUGUACCACUUUCAUCAGCCUCCAUCUCCACUGAGAGUCAGAAAGAGAUGCAGAGAAGCCUGGCUCAUAUAAAAGAUCCUUUAGACCAGCAAGUGAGUCAGCCAGCAGACUGCGUGUACAGUGUCCAUAAAAGUGAAAGCAACCAUAGUUCAUGUGAUGCAGAGGAGGGCAGUCCUAGGUCAUCAGUCCCCCUUGGGGACCAGGUAGACCCGGCCAUUGUCUGCAAACAGCCUGCGGAGAGUCAAAUCACAGCCAGCCAUCCAGGUCAGGAGAGGACAGAGUUUUGUAUGGAGAUUCAUAAGAGGAAAGAGGAAAAUAAAGAGACAGAUUUGGAGGAAGAGAGGAAAGAGCAAGUAAUACCACAAGACACAGUGGAACCGAGUAAGACCGGUACAAAAGACGAGGAGCUAAGAAAAGGGAAUUAUAGAGUGUUGGAGGCAGAGGGAGUGGCAGUUGAUGCGAUAGAAAAAGGUAGGACUCCUCAAACAGGUUUGGUAAACUAUACACCCAAAUCUGGCACAGCUGCAAGCACAUAUUUAGCUUGGGAGACAGGUAAAUCAUUAGGCACAGACAAAAAAGACGCACAAGAGAGGCUAGAGCUAGUGUCUGAAAAGGUGGAGAGUCAAAGUAUGGGAAUUACAUCCAAAGGCGUUGAGAAUGCUGGCAUUCUGGGAUGUUCUACCAUUGAGAGUGAACAGGUAACUGUAGCAGUCAGUUAUUUAGAAACUAAAGAGUCUGCAGGGCCUCAACGCCCUGGGAUUGCUUCAGAUGUACCAGACGAAAAUGGUGGCACACCCCCAGAACAAAUGGAUAUACAGACUUCAGAUGCACUGCUGGAGGAAGAUAGUACCCUUCCAGUGUCUAAUGUGGAGGAGCAGAUGGAUGGAGAAAAAACAGAAAGAAUAGAGGAGCAAAGGUUACAAGAUGAACUUACAUCCUCUUUACAGCUGGGAGCGGAGAUGAAAUCGCAUCAGCAAGAGCUUCUCCAGGUAGAGAAACGACACAGCAACACAGAUGACUCAACAGUGAAGCUUCGGGUUCCUCAGUCUGCAUCUCACAUAUCUGAUGGAAGUCAUCCUCUUCUCACAGAAAUCCAUAAUAUCAGCCCUGACAUCCUGAGCUCAGGAGUUCUCUGCCUGCCUGGGACGCGGGACAAGUCAGGCCGAGCUCUUGUAACAGUGACAACGCAAAACACUGCAUGGCUUAACCCAAACUGCAACAGUAGUGAGCUUGGGCGCAUUAUGAUCUACUUCUACAGCACUGUCAGGAAGGAAGUGCGGGCACUGGGUUUGACUGUUCUAGUGGAUGCUCGCAGGUGCUCAUCUGUUCCAGCUCUCUUCAAGACCUUUAUUAUCUUACAGGAAGCCAUGCCUGGCUGUAUUCACACUGUCCUCUUACUGGCUGAUAAAGAUGCCACAGUACGCAUGGAGAAACCCACUGCAGUUCAGGUGGAACUGCUAACCUCACUGAAAUCUCUUCAUAAGCACAUUGUUGCUUCUCAGCUUCCCACUGAAUUUGAUGGCACUUUUCCUAUGUGCCAUACCAGCUGGAUCAGUUUUAGAAAGAGGGUUGAGCAGUUGACCAGUCAUUGUCAGGAUGCAAUAAAUCUUCUGCAAAGCACUAUCUGCAGUUUGGAGUCAACGGCUCUACCUUCGACUGCAGAGGAGGCACAGGCAUUGCUGUGUAUGUAUAAGGAGCUGAUGAGGAGUGUACUGGAGGACGGCAGGCUGAUGCGUCUGCAGCUGGAAGGAGGAGCUGCUCUCUCUCGUCUUCGCAAAGAGGAGACAAGUGUCAGCCUUACUGAGGACUACAGGGAUGCUAUUGAAGACGUUAGCACCUUGUAUAAUCAUGUUGAUGAGCUGGUCCAUAAGCUGGUGAUGCUAUCAAAUAAGUGCACUCAGGAGCUGCAGUUUGUAUUGGAGUUUAAAAACCUGGAGGCAGGCUUUAAGGAGGUCGGUCAGUGGAUUGAGGAAGUUGGAGAGAGUAAACUACAGACUCUGGGGGAAUUGGAAGAUUCUCUGGAGCAGCUACGCAGCAAACAAGCCCUUUUUAGAGACUUCUACACCUCUGCUUAUUACCAGUGCAAGAGUGGAGAAGCACUUUUAAAGCGAUUAGAAAAAUGGGAAGAUAUCCAGUCAACUGAGCUGCAAGUGUACGAGGUCAAAGUGCGCUCCUUUUGGCUCCAACUACACAAUUUUUCCCAGAGGGUUGAGGACACCAAGGAGAAAAUCGACAAGACUGUGCGCCUGUAUGAGUUUUUUGACAAGGCAUAUGAGUGGGCACUGGAAGGCAUGAGACACUUGGCCUGUGUGAGCAUGGAGGACUGCAGCACACCAGAGAGAUGCCAGAAAGUAAUGACUUGCCUAGAGAGCUACCGCAGCCAGCAUGCACCGAUCCCUGAUUCCCAUUUCCAGGAGAUGAAGGACCUUGCCGUGGAAAUAAAAAGUGAGCAGGGUCUCAGACAGUGGAAAUUUGCCUGGUCCAAGUGCCAGGAAACCAAGCAGAUGUUUGAAAAGAAGCUGGAGGCGGCACUGCGUGCCCGUGACUCUGGAUCGAGCAGCAGUGUUCUUCAGGAACGGAGCAGUAGCCUGUCCUUCUCCUGCAGGAAGGCCUUUAGCAGGGGCUGGGUUCGCGAAAGACUCUCUUCUACCCCAUGCAGCCCUGAUGGUAGCCGUCCGGUUGCCCGCAAAUCACUGAGGACCCCAACAGGCAGUCCGUGUCACUCAGACACCCAAAGUUCACACAGCACCCCUCCAAGUUUGCACCAGCUGACACGCAGCGUCUCCACAGACGAGUCUCCUCACUCAUGCAACACUUCUUCCUCGCUCAGCCCCAGUCCCUUCUCACUGGGAGCAGUCAGGCGUAGGAUUCUAAGAAAGACUCAGAGCUUUGAUGCCACUGUUUGUGAAACAGACACAAGGUAUGGCACAUGUCAGCGGACACUAGGUGAGCCAGUGCACAGAGGCAACACAGGAGUGUUUAUUAAAGGCCUCGAGGUGAGCAGCACAGAGGUGACAAAUCGGCCCUACAGCCCACGCCUCACACAGGCACACAACUGGGCGUUGCAGGAUCCCCACCACACAGAGAGUCCUGUUUUAGAGACACGCACCAAGGGCAGUAAACUAAGGCACAUUGUGGAUGAAAUGGUGACAACAGAGCGCGAGUAUGUGCGGUCGCUGCGUUACAUCAUUGAUCACUACUUUCCUGAGAUGGAACGUCCAGACCUUCCACAGGACCUGAGGGGCAAGCGCAGCGUUAUUUUUGGCAACCUGGAGAAACUGGUGGACUUUCACAGCCAGUACUUUCUCAAGGAGCUGGAAAGCUGUUGUAACCACCCACUGCGGGUCAGCCAUUGCUUUCUGCGCCACCAAGACCUGUUUGGAAUGUAUGCCCUAUACAGCAAGAAUAAGCCGAAGUCUGAUUUGCUGCUGGCCAGCCAUGGAAACAGCUUCUUUCGGAACAAACAACUCGAGUUAGAGGACAAGAUGGACUUGGCUUCAUACCUGCUCAAGCCUAUCCAGCGCAUGAGUAAGUACGCUCUGCUUCUCAAAGACCUGAUUAAGGAGGUUAAUGAGGCUCAGGAACAGGAGCUCUCCUAUCUACGUGCAGCUGCCGAAAUGGUCAAGUUUCAGCUGCGCCAUGGUAAUGACCUGCUUGCCAUGGAUGCCAUCAGAGACUGUGAUGUGAAUCUGAAGGAGCAGGGGCAGCUGGUUCGGCAGGACGAGUUUACAAUCUGGUAUGGAAGAAAGAAGUGUCAGAGACAUGUGUUUCUUUUUGAAGACCUGGUGCUGUUCAGCAAACCUAAACGCAUCGAAGGAGGCUUUGAUGUUUACAUAUACAAGCACUCAUUUAAGACUGCUGACGUUGGUUUAACAGAAACGUCGGGCGAGAACGGUCUGCGUUUUGAGAUCUGGUUUCGCAGGAGAACAUCAAAGAACCACACAUACAUCCUUCAGGCUGCUUCAGCUGACAUCAAACAAGUGUGGACCGCAGACGUUGCUCGCAUACUGUGGCAGCAGGCCACACGCAACAAGGAAAUUCGCAUGCAGGAGAUGGUGUCUAUGGGAGUGGGCAAUAAGCCAUUUCUGGAUAUCAAACCUAGUGAUGCUGCUAUCAAUGACCGAGCUAUUGAUUACAUUAUGAAAGGCAGAGGAGCCAGGACGAGGGCUUCCAUUGCCGUUUCCCUGUUUGAUCACUCAAACCCGUUCAAGAGGGCUGCUGUUAGUGCGCCUGUUAAUGGACAAGCAGGUACAGGUGGGCCUUCCUCUUCCACACUGCUGGGACCACUAAAUCUGCACAUGUAUAGCAGUCAGACCCUGCUGCCAGGGGAGAAACCACUCAUCAGUCCCUGCAUUGAGGAGGAUGAGCUUGAGCAUGAGACCAGCAGCCAGCCUUCCAUGACUACGGAGAGUUCUGGGUCCUCUUCCCACUGUCUAUCAGGCAGUGGCUCGAGUGGAUCGGACAGUGGCUGUGUGACCAAUCACCUACCUGAGGCUUUGUCUGAAGAGCCCAGCUCCCCCUGCGACACCUCCUGUUACUCCUCUAUUACCUCCCCUUCCAAACACAAACCGAGCUUCAACACCCAGUACAUUUCAGAGAAAGACACUCAGGUUCUAGGUCCCUCCACGAUAGUGUGAGUGCUUGCUGUAAGAAGUGCUGCCACUGUUUGAUGUCUGGCUGCUUUUCUAAAAGACCACCAGGAGAAGAGCACACAAGUCUGUGAUUGCCGUUUCUCUUUAAACAAGCCGGCAUAAUUGUCUUUUUUAUUUUAUGGCCUGUGAGCUUACAUUGCAUUCACAUAUGUUAUUUAUCUUUUUUUAAAAGUCCUGGUACAGUAGUUGUUUGUAAUAACUGUAAAUAAUUAUUGUUUUGAUUUAUAAUGCAGUUCGGCACUGUCUCUGAUUUGCUGUUGUCCACUGUAGACUGCAAACAUACUAAAAUACGUUGGUACAAGAGGGUAGCACUAAACCAGGAGUUAAAGUGAAAGCAGUGUUUCCUUUACUCACAGUUUGAGUAUUAAUAUGACUGUAUAGUUUGUUCAGUAUUUCUUCAGUUACCAUUGUUGGUAUUUGCUGAGUUGUUUGGAGUUAUUUGCUAUUUUGGCUUUCACUCACCUCAAGUCAGUCAUGUCCUCACGCAUUGUUUGCAGACACUGGUCCUGCAUGAACCUAUGAGGGAUUGUUCUUAAUGUACAUGUUUUAUAUAAACCUGCAAAGCAACAGAACUCUACAUUGUAAAUAUUGUAAUACACUGCACUGAGUAGGAUGAACUACUAGUAGUAGGAACUAAAAUGACUUUUACAUGUAUGCAUUAGUCAACCAACCAGGGAAUCACAAAAGUGCUAUUUUCAUCAUAAAAAACAAGCAAUUUUACAACAAAAGAACAGGCAUUUCAUUUGAACAUAGAACUGGAGCGUGACUGUUUACUUCAGUGUCAUAUUUCCUAACAAAUGUACCUAUAUUUAAUAAAUAAAAA
Trichomycterus rosablanca is the source of this 6958-nucleotide messenger RNA. RefSeq names its product pleckstrin homology domain containing, family G (with RhoGef domain) member 4 (gene plekhg4). The record is from RefSeq and is a predicted model, not a curated record. The coding region runs from base 73 to 6120 and encodes 2015 amino acids. The transcript is spliced from 24 exons. Gene Ontology annotation, molecular function: guanyl-nucleotide exchange factor activity. NCBI's taxonomy places the organism in Eukaryota, Metazoa, Chordata, Actinopteri, Siluriformes, Trichomycteridae.